This is a messenger RNA of Uloborus diversus, 3776 nucleotides long. RefSeq lists its product as uncharacterized. The coding region runs from base 54 to 998 and encodes 314 amino acids. The record is from RefSeq and is a predicted model, not a curated record. NCBI's taxonomy places the organism in Eukaryota, Metazoa, Arthropoda, Arachnida, Araneae, Uloboridae. The transcript has 7 exons.
AGCAGUAUCCCAAGACCAAACUCGAACACUUUCACUUCAAUCGCCGACUAAACAUGUUCGAAACCGGGUUACUUUGUUGUUUCCUUUUCCUGUCGGGGACUGUCUUUGCGGUUUUCGGGCAAAGUUGUGACCGGGAGACCAUGAGGCGUUGCCGGCAAGACGUUUUGCGCGACAUUGAGUCUCAAUCUGGGAGAGAUUCCAAGCAGCAAUGCAAGCAAGCAAGAGAAAAUUUUGAUUGUCUAUUAUGGCAAACAUCGAUGUGUUUGGAUCGGCAGCAACAGGAGAGCAAUCGAGACGCCAUACUCAGGGCCUGGAGGUUCCUAGCAGCAUUCUGCGAAGAUGAAGGAAGCUGGUACACACUUGCUUGUUUUCAAAGAGAAGAAGUCAAGCGAUGCGAAGGAUUGAUGCCGUCCAAAAGUUCUUCAACGGAUUCAUCCUCUUGCAGGAGUUUUGGCCACUUCCGCGACUGCGUGAGGUCAGCGGUGCAACAGUGUUCUUCAUCCGAUCGUCGGUUAUUAGGAACCUACCUGAUGGAGAAAGGGCAGCAGCGAGCAUGGAACUGUCCAGCGGAAAGGAUAGACCCUGCUAGUGCACCUUUGGCAGCGGAUACUCGAUACACUUCUCUCACCGAAUCGUCAUACGGUUAUUGUUCGGAUGAAUCUAGGAGCAGUCUAAGAGAAUGCCGGAAUACAUUUGAGCAAGAACAAAGGGAAGCACAAACGAGGAAUGACAGCGAUAUGAGAAAUCACAAGACUUGCUGUGCUUUGGUGAAAUACGAAACCUGUGUGACCGAAAUCCUCGAAGACAGAUGUGGAGAACGUGGAAAAUCGGAGGCUCGCAGCCUGGUGUCAGACAUGAAAAACAGAUUUCCUUACUACAAUUGUGACGACCACGGGGAAAAUGAAUGUUCAGGAGCAACAAUCCUUUCAGUUACACAUAGUUGCCUUCUUGUCUUGGCAAUGGUAACUGCGUUCCUUGCUUCCAAGAAAGAAGUGUGAAGACUUGUCAAACUACAGCACCUGAGAACAUUUCCCGGAUUUUUUUUUUGUCUGUUUGCAAUCAGGUAAUGAAAAGUAAUGGAGUACUUUUCACUUGCACGCUCACCUUAUGUUGCAGGAAAGUAACCUGGAUGUGUUGCUUUAAGAGAUUCGAAUGUGGUACAAUCUCUCAUAUCCAAGAGAUGCUAAUUGCAUGAUUCUUUUAAACUAUUUUUUACAGUACUAAACACAGGGGUGAAAGUUGCAAAAAUUCCCAAGACGGAAAUUUUCAAAAUAGAAAGGGGGCGUGUCUGAAAUUUAAUGUUCAGGUAAAUGUAAGGAUUGAAUACAGAGUGUCAUACUUCAAAAUUAUGAAAAAGUGUUCCAAAAUAAAAAAAAUAUAUAAACACACUGAAGAACUAUGGUGCUAUCCUCAAGAAAUAAAAUUAUAACCAAUUCUCUCACUUUAUGAAGAAUAAUUUAUUUUUCAUCAUUAGGUAAUGAAUAGUGGUUCUUAAUUAUAAUCAUACAAAUCAAAUAAGAAAACUCAUUUGUCUAAAUUUUUUCCAUAUUUUAACUCAUUCGGAUUAUUUAUUACUUUCUUAAAUCUUCUUCUGCCUCAUUUUGUUUCAAACUUUUUCAAAAAGUCGGAAAUCUGUCAAACGACUGAAAACUUUCACUCCUAACUGAAUGAUGAAAUAGAAUGGUGACAAAAUCCUGGUCAUCAUCAAUCUACAAAAUGAAUUUUCUUGCAUAAUUUAAAUAACUAGCAUUUUUUGUGUGUUAACAUACUUAGGUAUCAAAGAUCAAAAUGGAGAGUGUGGUUCAUAUUUUAAAAACUUUCCCAAAUUUUCUUGAUGACAUUCACAUGAGGCAACUAUAUUGAUCUCUAAUAUGUGUUGAAUAAUUAUACAUUUUUCUCUAUAUUCUUCCAAACAUUUAAAAGUAAUCUUAAUUUUCCCAAUCUUACCAUAUAAUUUUAAAAUGAUUCUUAAUUUUAUUGAAUGAAAAACCAUGGUUUAGAUGAAAUGUUUGUUAAAACAACUUUCUGUGCCAGGGAGAAAGGUGGUUAUUGGGCUAUUGCCAUUUGUCAAUAGCUGUAGAGGUACUGAAGCUUGACCGCGAAGAGAAGGCGGCUGACCUUGAUGCAAACACAUCAUUUGUAUCAUUUGUAAUAGGUUGAUUGUUAUUAUUUUGUGAUAGAUAGGAUCAGUGAGAGCGACUCUCACUUUUAGGUGCUUUCUGAUUGAUUCUACAUAUUACAAAUGAUACAAAAUGAGGUUUCACUUCAAGGUCAUCUGCCUUCUCUUCGUGGUCAAGCUAUAGUAAAGUUGGUAUCCCACAUUAACUAUUCAGAAGAACAAACUAUAGUUGGGGCAAACCUAACUUGGCAGCAUUGUAAAUGUUACAGAAUAGCCUGCUCAAACCAUUAUGUAUGUACACUGCCAAGUUAGCCUCACUCCGAAUAUAGAAAUUUAUUCAUAUUGGAAGUGGAGUAAGACCAAGUGUUUGUGGACAUAGGAGGUUCUACUGUACACAAAUUUGAAUUAUUUUCACUAACAUUAAUUUCAAGAUGCAUAGCUUUAGACAACAUCAACAUAAGAAAUACUCUGAAAUUUUGUUUCACGUAAUAAUUUCAAAAGUGUUCCCACUCACUUUUAUAAAUGUUAUUCCAACUUUCAAAGGUUUUCUAGAAAAAACUCUACAAAAUAUCAGACUAUUUUUGAAUUUGUGCUUUUUUUUCUUUUAAAAAUUAUGAAUCUAAGAUUAUGAUUUCCUUAGCAACAAAUAAAAAAACCCAAACUAAUGAGCAUUUUAAAAUUAGAAGUUCAGCAAUCAGUUUUCAAACAGUUCAAAAGAAUAAACUCAAAAGAAUUUCUUGGUCAGUCCAUUUCAAAUUAUUAAGUCCUCAUUUUGAGUAAACUCAAACGAGUAUAAGAACCUACUGAACACAAAUGUUUAUGACACAAAUAAUAAUGUUAUAAAGGGUCCUUUUUCUUCAGGUUUUUGUCAAAUUUAAUAAUUUUCUGCAUAAAAAUAAAAUUUCCUGACUAUUCAGGUUUUCCAGGAAUUCCCUGACCCAGGGGAACCCUACUUCAAAUUUUAUAUUAUUUAAAAAUUAAAGUUCAGGAUAGUGAUAAAUAUAAAAAUCAUUGCUUUCAAUUUCUUAAAACCUAGAAGAUUAAUACUUGCCAAUUUCUUAAAAUUCACAUGUGUUUUAAUAUUUUUUCAAUCUUAUCAGUUAACUCUGUGCAAGUUCUAAAAGUGCUACUAAACUCAUUUUGUAAAGCAGAAUUCUGUCAAGAAGCAUCACCAAUGAGCCAGGUACAAAAACAAGUUAAUGAUUUAUAAUCAACUCAAAUAUACAGCAUACUUUUAAAAUGACUUGUACAGAAUUGAAUAUUCUGCACAUAUUUAACAAUCAAAUCACCAAUGAGUUUACCUCCUCAAUAAUAACCUCUACACACACACACACACACAGGAGUCAAUAUCUCCUUCAAAUGACAACCUCCUUAAAUGAGUUGUUUUCAAAGGAACAUAAAUGGUUGCUUUUGCAUACUGUUUCUUGUAAGAUAUUGAAUAAAGUGUCUCUACUCCUAACUUUUCAAUCAUAAGCUGUAACAUAAGGCAGACCAAAACAAUUUCAUUUUUGUUUCCAAAGCUAUACUAGGUUUUGUAGCUCAUCUCAUUGUCCAGUUAUAUGUUAUAGAAGUUUUUCUUAGUUAUUUUUUCAGCUGUACAUAAUUUUUGCUCUGAAAAUUUUCUUAUAGAAAUUAUUGAUUUUAAUAAAAGAUGUUA